CCCGCCCUCAUUCGCGGAACAGCGGGAAACAGAUCUGGAAGUAAACAAAACCACGUGACACACGGAGAGAAAAGAGACGAAAAAACACGAAGAAAAGACGAGUGAAAGUGUCGGGCCCGCGCGGAAGACACGGGACACGGAGGACACACUCGAGACACUGAGGAGGACACGGGACACGGAGGAGGACACGGAGGAGGACACGGGACACUGAGGAGACAAACAGCAGAUGUAGAUGAUGAAGGUGGAGCCGGAGGAGGUGGAGGUGCAGCAGAAGGUGGAGGUGGAGCAGGAGGUUGAGCAGGUGGAGCAGAAGGUGGAGCAGGAGGUGGAGGUGGAGGUGGUGGAGUUUGUGGUUCCAGUGGAGAACAGUAAAACUCUGUUUGUUUGGAACCUGGAGGCUUCUCAACCUGAACAUGUCCUCCUGGUCUCCCUCUCGUCCCUCUUCUCGUCUUUCGGGCCUCUUUACCUCCUGAAGAUCUCACCUUCGUCUCCUGGAUUUUUCUCGGCGUUGGUGAAGUUUUUCUCGUCUGGUCACGCGGCUCGAGCCCAAAGAGAGACGGACGGAAAGACCCUGAUGCCCUCCCGCCGCCCGCUCCAGGACCGGCCGCUCAAGGUGCGUCUGAGCUCGAAGAAGACGCCGCACUUCCUGUCCCGCAGCGCGCCGCUGAGCCACGCCCACUGUCUGAAUCUGGCCAAUCACAUCCUGGGAUUCAACGGCUGGAGCUCUGACAUCAUCACACUGAAGGAGCUGGACCCGGACCAGGACUUGGACCCGGACCUGGACCCGGACUCUGGGGGCGUGGCUCUGAGACUCGGGUGUUUACUGCAGCUGCACUUCCCCUUCCACCAGGUCACGACCCGAGGCGCCGCUGUGCUCCAGCAAACGCUCACCUGCUCAGACCCUGUGGAGAUGUUACUCGCUCGUGGGCGUCUGCAGAGAGCCGUGAGAGAAAAGGCUCUGGUCCAGGCGUUCUCCAAUGUUCUGCUGGUUCUACUUGGAAAUGGUAAAGUGAUGGUGGAUCUGAAGGAGCUUCAUCAGUUUGACCCUGAGGAGCAGGAGCAUUUUCUACAGGUGACAGAGGUGAGUCUUCCUCCUGAUGAAGACGAGGAGUUGGAUCUCACAGUGACCUGAGCCUCAGACUCCGCCCUCUCACCUGGAGCCCCGCCCUCCCCUCUCACCUGGAGCCCCGCCCUCUCACCUGGAGCCCCGCCCUCUCACCUGGAGCUCCGCCCUCCCCUCUCACCUGGAGCCCCGCCCUCUCACCUGGAGCCCCGCCCUCUGGUUCUCUCCGGUUCAGGCUUCUUGCUAUUUUG
Boleophthalmus pectinirostris (great blue-spotted mudskipper) is the source of this 1314-nucleotide messenger RNA. It is a transcript of the gene rdm1, whose product is annotated as RAD52 motif containing 1. Bases 233 to 1132 code for a protein of 299 amino acids. The record is from RefSeq and is a predicted model, not a curated record. Gene Ontology annotation, molecular function: RNA binding. Gene Ontology annotation, cellular component: nucleolus. Lineage: Eukaryota; Metazoa; Chordata; Actinopteri; Gobiiformes; Gobiidae. The transcript is spliced from 9 exons.